This is a messenger RNA of Onychostruthus taczanowskii (white-rumped snowfinch), 536 nucleotides long. Its product is annotated as non-lysosomal glucosylceramidase-like. Bases 174 to 536 code for a protein of 120 amino acids. The record is from RefSeq and is a predicted model, not a curated record. NCBI's taxonomy places the organism in Eukaryota, Metazoa, Chordata, Aves, Passeriformes, Passeridae. Gene Ontology annotation, biological process: central nervous system development. Gene Ontology annotation, molecular function: beta-glucosidase activity. The transcript has 2 exons.
UGCCCCUCUCCCUUUAAGCUGUUGCAGCACCAGUGGCUGCUCUGACCAUCCCAGCAGACAUGAGGAGGCUGCAGCCAAUUCUACUCUUGCAACUGAAGAGCAACAGACUUCAAGGUGAAAAUGUUGGUGGGGAGAGUUCUGCCGCUGGCAGCUGAACCCUGGCGUUUCCCACUAUGGAAUCAUUGCUGAACACAGUGUGCAGCAAGGACUGUGAGGGGAGUGAGAGUCACUGCAGCAGCCUGGGCGGCUGGGACAUCUGCCACAGGGCUCCUCUCAUCCCCUGCACGGGCUCCUCUCCUCCACAGUUCACGGUGUGCCUGCGGUGCAAGGGGCAGACCAUUUACCAGCAGGUCUUGUCCCUGGAGAGACCCAGCAGCCUGCAGGGCUGGAACUGGGGCUACUGCGGCCGCUACGCCUUUUACCACGCCCUGUACCCCCGUGCCUGGCUGGUCUACGAGCUGCCGGGGCAGCAGGUGGUGCUCACCUGCCGGCAGGUCUCGCCCGUCAUCCCCCAUGACUAUAAGGUAAGGCGGUGA